Rubroshorea leprosula is the source of this 988-nucleotide messenger RNA. The record is from the annotation of a GenBank genome assembly. NCBI's taxonomy places the organism in Eukaryota, Viridiplantae, Streptophyta, Magnoliopsida, Malvales, Dipterocarpaceae.
GCUGCAGCCCGAAAGAAGAAAAAAAAAAGGGAAACCCAGCCAUGCCUUGGAAAAUUGGUAAGGAAGCUUGGUAUUUUCCCCUUCCUUUCUUGUUCUAGAACACACCUAGAACCCAGAAAUCUUCCCCCCCUGCUGGAAAAGCCGGAUAUGCCCUGCUCUGCUUUGUCCUUCCGCUGGCUGCUCUUGAUUAUGGGUGAUUUCUGGGCAUUUUUUCGAUUGCAUGAUUCUUCCCUGCACUGCCGCCGGCUUUCCCCCUCUACUAGGUCUGGUUUUUGCUUGCAAUUUCUGGUUCCUGAUCGUUCUGUCAGUUUAGUACCUGAAUUGAGUGCUCAGUUUUGCGGAGUGAGGUAAGUAAAUUUAUGGUAAUGCCCGUACUGUUUUAAAAGCAUGUUUUGAUUUGUUUUUGAAGUGGUGGCGGGACUAAACCCGUUUUACACAAGUAUGACUGAUUUGAAGUGAAAUGUUUUAUGCUUUUCACUAAAUUAAGCAUGCCUACUUGAAAUUUAAGUGAUUGUCCCGAUGAUUUGAAAGUGAUUGUGAAUUGUGAUUUUCCUGUUAACUUCUGCCUGUUUUGUCUCCGAUGUGGUCAUGUUACUCGUGUGCCCGCCAGUGGGAGGUUUAUAAACGCUGGCCGUGACCUAUAAAGGAAACGUCUAUUUCGUGCCCGUACUGUGUCCGUUUUUCGUGAUUGCACAUGUUGGCAUGCUAUAAGUUUAAUUAAGGGCAAUCCAUAUUUACUUACUGAGUUUAUCUCAUAGUUUUUCCUUGUCCACCAUUUCAGGAAGUGAAACCGAGGACGGGGAAACCACGGGAAGUGACGAGUUAGAAAGCUAGCCAUUUCGAGAUUGAUAGAGAUUCUAGAAAUCAUGAUCUUGUAAGCUAGAGUGUACUUGGAGAUUUUAUGAUAUUAGAGAGAAUUUUUAAUAUUUGAUCUUCAGAUUUUGGUGGUAUCAGAGUUUAGUGUGAUAAGUUCCGAGCCUUGUGCAUU